AGAGUUCUCCGAAUGCACACAGGUGGAAGGCAAAUCAAUCGCAGCCAGGAGAGUUGCUAAUAAUAUUGAGUCUCUCUCUCUCUCUCUCUCUCUCUCUCUCUCUCUCUCUCUCUCUCUCUCUCUCUCUCUCCACCACUCCCCCUCCUCACUUCCACUACACAUAUUCACCGGUUCUGUUGGUCAUUUGUGUGCUUCAGAUCAGUAACAGGCAAUAGGGAGGAGAGAGGAGAGAGGGAUGCUCGGAAGUGGGGGUGCCUCUCUAACUCCUGCAACAUGAACUCGGGAAAUAUAUGGAUCUUCUUCCUGUUGACUCUGCCGUCUCUUGGUCUUGGAAUGUCUCAAGCAGAAUGCGAAGCUUUAACAGAAUGGAAGAAAAACGAGAGUGAAUGCCUCAAGGAGAUUCAGCAGCACAUGAAUGAAACAGCAGGUUGCAAGAGAAUAUGGGACCAACUCCUGUGCUGGCCGGAUACAAAUGCUGGACAAACGCUCACCUUUACCUGCCCGGGCAUCCUUCUCCACUUCACAAAGCAUCCAGGCUCAGUGAAAAGAAGCUGCACAGCUCAGGGCUGGUCUGAACCAUUUCCACCCUAUUCCACAGCAUGUCCAGUGGAAGAUGAGGUUACUCUUUAUGAGCAUGCCUACCUGACAACCGUCAAAACCAUCUACACUGUGGGCUACAGCAUCUCCACCACCUCCCUUGCUAUGGCCAUCAUGGUCCUCAUCGCAUUCAGGAGGCUCCGUUGCCCCAGAAACUACAUCCAUGUCCAUCUCUUUUUCACCUUCAUCCUGAAGACCAUUGCCGUCUUCGUCAAGGAUGAGGUUCUUUUCAAAACAGAAGAUGUUGAUUAUUGUAGCUUUUCCACGACCGAAUGCAAGAUCUCGGUGGUUUUCUGUCAAUAUUUCACAAUGGCUAACUUCAUGUGGCUGCUGGUGGAAGCUCUCUACCUCAACUGCCUGCUGCUGUCCUCCUUUCCCCAUGGAAGAAAAUAUUACUGGUGGCUUAUGCUGUUUGGCUGGGGUGUUCCAACGUUUUUUACCAUACUGUGGAUAUUAGUCAAGGUGCAUUUCGAAGACAUUUCUUGCUGGGAUGCAAACCAAGGUUCUCCUUACUGGUGGCUAAUCAAAGGACCCAUUAUAUUUUCUGUUGGGGUCAACUUCAUUCUUUUUAUCAACAUCAUCAGAAUCCUGCUGAAAAAACUGGACCCGGGACAAAUCAGUUUCAACAACUCAUCUCAGUACAGACGCCUCUGUAAGUCGACUCUGCUCCUCAUCCCUCUGUUCGGGACGCAUUACAUCAUCUUCAAUUUUCUUCCCGAUUACGCCAAUGUGGGGGUUCGCCUCUCCUUGGAGCUCUGCAUCGGAUCAUUCCAGGGCUUCAUUGUUGCUGUUCUGUACUGCUUCCUAAAUCAAGAGGUUCAGGCGGAAAUUUGUCGGAAAUGGCGUGGCAACAGCUAUGGAUUUAUGCCGAUUUGGAGGAAGAGGACAAGGUGGACCGUGCCAUCGAGUUCUGGCAUCAAGAUGACAACCUCGGUGUGUUAGGGGUGACUGAUAAGGCGAAAGGAAACAGGAAGGACCAGAAGAAAGGAAUGUGGAGUUUGGGAAGAAGCUGUCACCCAGAUUUAUCACUAAGCUGAAGUUAGUUCUCCAAAUCAAGCACCUCCAUCGCUUAAAGAUUGUGGCUUCAGCAUAGAACAUUAUGACCUUCUCAUUUCUCAGAUUUUGGAUCUCUUGCACCUGCCUCUGAAGUGGAAAUGAUGGUUAAGAAAUCUCCAUUGUUCCUCCCCCCCUCCUCAAAUUGUGGUAUACAGAGCGCAGGCAUCUUGCUUAUUUCAGCUCCUUUGUUUUGCUUUGUGGAAUAGACUAUGGCUCAAGCCCCUGCUUUGCAAGCAAAAAUCAACCAUUGGCGAGAUCAGGGAGCAGAUUAUUGACUUGGAUUUGAUUUAAUAUUUGUAUUCUGCUUUUCCAGCAACAAAUGUUGAGCUCAGGGAGGCUCCCAAUAAUCACAAAAACAUUGAAAA
This is a messenger RNA of Podarcis muralis (Common wall lizard), 2018 nucleotides long. It is a transcript of the gene GHRHR, whose product is annotated as growth hormone releasing hormone receptor. Gene Ontology annotation, cellular component: plasma membrane. Gene Ontology annotation, molecular function: G protein-coupled peptide receptor activity; growth factor binding; peptide hormone binding. NCBI's taxonomy places the organism in Eukaryota, Metazoa, Chordata, Lepidosauria, Squamata, Lacertidae. Gene Ontology annotation, biological process: positive regulation of cell population proliferation; cell surface receptor signaling pathway; adenylate cyclase-activating G protein-coupled receptor signaling pathway. The record is from RefSeq and is a predicted model, not a curated record.